CUUCUGUGUCCUUUGUGUCUAGUAAGGCAAAAAACCUGCCGUUGUGCAAGACGCUGUUUUCAUCUUUACUUGCGAAUCUUCUCUCCUUAUCUGCUGGAGUGAGAUGGAGAACUUUGUGCAUCUGAUCUUCUUGGUCUCCUUGUCAGAAGCAUACGCGACUGAGGAUGUUCCAACGGUGUAUGGUGUCGAAGGAGAGCCCAUCACCAUCAAUUGCACUUACAACCCCCAGGAGAACCAGUGGAGAGAGAAGAGUUGGUGCAAGCUCAUCAGUGAGAUGUCAUGUCAGCAUGUUGUCAGUGCCCGGCGUUUUUGGAUGCCGUUCCUCAAAAGAAAGAAUGGCACCACCGCCAUCGCGGACAACAUCCAGAAGGGGAUUCUCACAGUGACCAUUGACCCAUUCCAGAAAGAGGAUGCUGGUUUGUAUCAGUGCAAGACGGAAUUCUUGGGGAUUACGAAUAUCCUGCAGAAAGUGAAGGUGGAAGUUCGGACAGGUCUAUGGGAGACUGAGGCACCUGAGGAGCCCAGAGCAGUGCACAGCAUCUCCAGCACCCUGUCAGAUGCUGAAGUCAAUCUUCGCUUCCUUGUGGCUGGAUUCUUGGGUUUCAAGCUCCUGGUUGCUGUAGUCAUCUUGAUCGCUGCCAAGAGCCAGUGCAGCAGACAGACAAAGGAUGAGAGCCAUGGAGAAAAUGAGCACCAGCUCUUCCCAAUCACAGGUGAUGUCAGUACUCCGAGUGCAAGAGACUACUGAGAGCAGGGCUGCUGCAGAGGUCCUUUUUAAAUGACUUCCACAGAACAUGAAUGGGGCUGGCCAUAUCUUGUGCCAACCUAGUAGAAUAGGGAAUGUCAAGGUGAGUCCCUCACUGUUCUGUACCCUAGACCACCUUGCAGAGCAUUUCGGGGGCAUACAACCAGCUUACACAAGGAGACAAAAAUGCUAAGAUGGAAGCCCAAAUGUGUAUAUUGUUUCCAGCAAGGCAAGUGCCUCCUUGAGCUACGUCUAGUCUAGGCCUGAUGCAGCCCAGAAUCACCUGUGACAUCACAGAAUUCUGGGGCCUGUUUUCAGUUAGUGUGCAGAGCUACCCACAAUGCAAACAGCACACCAUCUUGGAUUUCUGCAUUGCUUCCUUGAAUCGUGGCUCUCCUGAUGGCUGCCUAUUCUAGCCGUGUUUUUCAGUUGCCCCCUCCCACAGCUGAUGGGUACAUUCACAAUACAAAUUCAUGACUUUCCACAAUGAAUCCUGAUGACAAGUUCUGUGAAAAUGCUAUAAAUUUGUUGAGAGACAUCCAGCAAUCAAGCCCUGUUGUGCCUUCUGGAAAAACCCAUGGCAUUGCUAACCCCAAAAUGGAAAUAAUGAGUCAGGAAUUUAGUGUGAUGCAAUGGGCUUGUAGAUCAUGAGUUCUCUAAGUGACACAUUUGAGGCAUUGCUGUUUGUUCACAAGCUUUUAGAAUGAAUUGCUGUUUCAUUCUCCUACUCCGCCACCCCAGUAUUCCAACUGCAAAUUCAUUUCUUUAAAAUGAAAGCUUGGAGUGCUGUAUAUUAAAUAGAGAAGAUAACUUCAUGUGGUAGUAGCGACCUUGGGUUAUAUUUGGAUGCUUGCUUCGUUUAAUUUCAUAGCACAAAUGUCUCUUCUCGUUUCCAGGCUAAAAGGGGAAGUUUGGCAUAAAUGGGAUGUGAUGGAAAGAUGAAUGAGUAAGAAUUCAAAGAUAGGUGCAUAGAAAUUGCUCCAAUAGACAAGAUGUGAAGGACAUGCUUGCUUUCUCCUGUGGCCUGUGCCCCUUGACCAAUGCAAGGACUGUGGUGGUUCCAUUUAUAAAGCCAGAUGUUGCCAGCAAGUCAAACUAAACAGCUUUGCUGUAGACAAUAAAGAGUAUCAGAUGGAUGCUCCGCCCAGAAGCACUUUUAAUAUUAUCUUGAGAACAAUCUGUAUAGUGUAAGAAUAAAUGUAAGAAUGUA
Podarcis muralis (Common wall lizard) is the source of this 1955-nucleotide messenger RNA. RefSeq names its product triggering receptor expressed on myeloid cells 2-like. Gene Ontology annotation, cellular component: cell surface. Gene Ontology annotation, molecular function: signaling receptor activity. Lineage: Eukaryota; Metazoa; Chordata; Lepidosauria; Squamata; Lacertidae. The record is from RefSeq and is a predicted model, not a curated record.